Colias croceus (clouded yellow) is the source of this 717-nucleotide messenger RNA. RefSeq lists its product as uncharacterized. NCBI's taxonomy places the organism in Eukaryota, Metazoa, Arthropoda, Insecta, Lepidoptera, Pieridae. The coding region runs from base 27 to 659 and encodes 210 amino acids. The transcript is spliced from 2 exons. The record is from RefSeq and is a predicted model, not a curated record.
CUUAACUUGGUCAAUGAUAUUUCAAAAUGGGGUCACUAAGGAUAAUUCUUUUCGUAGCGGCUAUUUCAGUGGAGGUCUACAAUGUAGCCGCUCAGUGUGGUCGCGUGGAGUAUCUUUCGCAACCUUCAUCUGCUGUAGCUACAGCCACACCAAUGAUUCAGCCAAUAAGCCAUUGCAUCAUACCGGCAAUAAUUAAACCAUUUUUGUCAUGUGAAAGUUCUUCUGAGCGAGCACCAGCCUCGCACGACUACAACCAGCAACCGAACUAUCCACCUUACCCCCCGAUGAAUUACAUGCCACCAAUUAUCUACGAAGAUGACGACGACGACGAUUGGCACCAUCUGCUCUACUUCUUACUCUUUGCAAUGAGAAACAGAGGAAAUUCAGGUGGUUAUGGCUCGUACCCUGCACAGAUGCCUUAUACUUUCUACCCUGUUCCAACAGGUUUUGGAUAUAAUGACAACAGAUGCGGUUGUGACGACAAUAAUUCUGGAAGUACUGUUAAUUACAUUCCAUACCCUGUGCCUGUUCAGACCUCGUGUGGAAUCAUGGACUCUACUCAAAAUUAUGGAGACGAUAUCACAAUCAUGCAAUCACCAGCGAUACAAGCACUGAAUGGAAGGGACAAUGAAGUCACCUUACAUAUCAGAACCGAUUAAUAAAUGCGUGAUUGGAAUCCUUGUAAUGUUCUUGAAAUAAAAUUUGAUUCAUUGCAUA